Calidris pugnax (ruff) is the source of this 1587-nucleotide messenger RNA. It is a transcript of the gene GPR82, whose product is annotated as G protein-coupled receptor 82. The transcript has 2 exons. The coding region runs from base 337 to 1368 and encodes 343 amino acids. Lineage: Eukaryota; Metazoa; Chordata; Aves; Charadriiformes; Scolopacidae. Gene Ontology annotation, molecular function: G protein-coupled receptor activity. Gene Ontology annotation, cellular component: membrane. Gene Ontology annotation, biological process: G protein-coupled receptor signaling pathway. The record is from RefSeq and is a predicted model, not a curated record.
UACAGUCACUCUUCCACACUAUUUAAUUCUUUUUAUUUCUCUAAUGGAGCUGCACCCUGACCUAAUUUCAAAGGUUUUUUUGCACAGAUAUCAUCACGCCUGAACUUUAAAUGCCUAGCUGCUUUUUGUCACUGUAAAAGAAAAGUGUACAUUCUGAAAAACUACUUAUGUCAGAGAGAUACUGUUCUUAACUGUACUUUCCAGAUUCAAUUAUCAGCCUUUUCAUUGCAGCAGUAGAGAUAAAAAGGACAUCAGACAGAAAAAUUUCCUCUCUGCAAAGGAAGGUGCCUGCAGCUUGCAUAGCUCUGAACAUUCAUUCAAGAAAUAACGGCAUAAAUGCAAAAUUCAACAUGUCAUCUUCAGCCAUCGUUAGCUACUUCUGUAGCUCUACCAGUCAUCUACUCUUUGCUAUUCCCUGCAGGAAGUUUUGGAAAUAUUCUUGCUGCCUGGAUAUUUUUAAAGCAAGCACCCACAAAAAGAACACAGUACAUCUACCUGGGAAACCUUGUCGCUGCAAAUUUAUGUGUAUGUAGCACAAUGCCUUUUCUGGCUGUCUAUUUUGCAAGAGGGUACCAAUGGACUUAUGUCUCCACAGAAUGCAAAAUAACAAAUCACCUUGGGACUCUCAACAUGCACGUCAGUAUGUAUGUUACGAUUAUAAUUUUAUGUUCAACUGCUAUAAAUCAGUAUGCAACACUGAAGAAAACCAGUGACACACAAUACUCUCAAGCAAUCAAUGAAAAUUUUUACAGAUGUGUACUUAAAAAGUUUCGUCAGCCGAAAUUUGCUAAACAGUUGUCUACCAUUAUAUGGCUUACUGUGCUUUGCAUAACGGUAAUAGCUAUUAUAUAUAAUGCCAAGGAAGAGAUUGAGAAAGACUCCAAGUGCUACAGCAUCGGAGCAGAAGCUAAUGAAACUACUGCAGGGAUUGCAGCUUUUGUUGGCACUGCAUGCUUUUUUCUAUCUUUUACGACAGUUUUGUUGUCAUACUAUUGUCUUACCAAACAUCUGAGUAAAAUACAAAAAACCACCUGUAUUGGAGAAAAACAUCUCAUUUACAGUACAGUGAAAAGAAACAUUCUUGUCAUCCAGAUGAUAUUAACUGUCUGCUUUCUUCCAUAUCAUAUUUUUAGGCCAAUUUUUUAUGUACUGCUUACAGAUAGAUACUGCCUGAGGUUAAACUAUCUAGUGGAAAUAAAAAACUUCCUUACUUGUCUUGCCGCUGCAAAGAGUAGUUUAGAUCCAAUUAUAAUCCUUAUGCUAGAUAAAACAUUUAAGAAAAGUCUGUAUGGCCUGUUUACAAAAUCCACACCAGAAAACCACCAAUGCAAAGCUGAUAUUUUCACUGAAGAGACUUCAAAAAUGUGAAGGAAUACGGAAAGAUUUUAGCACAAUAUAAGUAACAGAAAACUCAUUUUAACUACCUAUAACAAGACUUCGAUAUGAAAUGGUAAAUGUUUAAAUAAAAUUAUAACAUAUUACUUGUAUAUUUUUUUUCAAAUUGCUUUGCUUGCUACAUCAACAUUAGCCAUAAUAAAUCCAAUGUGUAUAUCCAAAUGAAUCCAACCAAUUUAUACAGUGAACUGU